This is a messenger RNA of Paramacrobiotus metropolitanus, 5092 nucleotides long. RefSeq lists its product as uncharacterized. The coding region runs from base 190 to 5022 and encodes 1610 amino acids. NCBI's taxonomy places the organism in Eukaryota, Metazoa, Tardigrada, Eutardigrada, Parachela, Macrobiotidae. The transcript has 8 exons. The record is from RefSeq and is a predicted model, not a curated record. Gene Ontology annotation, biological process: tRNA methylation. Gene Ontology annotation, cellular component: cytosol.
UUUUUGACUCGACAAAAUACGCGUUCUUUCCACUCUUCAGUCAGUUUUAAAUGCUUAUUCUUUUUCAUACUAGUAGUUGCUGGCAGCUAGCUGCGUGGCUUGUAUUUCGUUCCAAUUUUUGGCGUCUGGAUCCAUUGGUAUUGAAAUGCUCUGUGUUAACGCCGGAUAAACGCAUGGUGCACCGUGUCAAUGAUGGAAGCAUCGCUGGAAAACAGCCUCCUGCACAUCUUCGCCACCGUCUCCGACGCGCGCUCCCGCGUCAACGCCGUCAACACCCUCAUCAAAUCCAACCCCUCCCUGUCCGCUGCCACCCUAACCAACCCCCUGGUGGCCGAGCAUCUCCUGGAUCUGCUGAUUAAAUGCCGCAACAAACACCCCACCGUCAUCGACAUCCUGCACCACGUCCUGGACCGUCUGGGUUCCCCGGUGUUUACCACGAACCUGGGCGCGGCGGUGUCCGCGCACUGGCCGCAAUAUGACGCCAGGGUCCGCCUGCAUCUGCUGCGCAUGUUGACGGGGUGUGCGACCGGGAGGACCGUGUUGCGCGCUGAAAAGUGUCGCGUUGCCCAGGAGUUUGUGGAUGGCGACCUGUUGCGCUGUCUGGAGGAAUGGCGGAUGAGCGCCGCGUCGGAUCCGCGUGAGACAAGGGCGAAAACAGUUGGACGUGCGGAGUUUAUUGUGGAAAGUCUGGAGGUGGUCGAGAGCAUCGUCCGAAUGGCGCAACGGGAAGAAUGCCGUGAGCUAAUAAUUUCCGCAGAAAUCCUCAGCCGUCUCCAUAUUUUCAUCACCAGUCUUCUCCCGCACACCGAUCUGUCUCAGCCCAGUCUUAUCAUCGCGUUGGGCCGCACCGCGUUCUGCUUGGCGGAACAUUUCCACACAACCUCCGAUUUACAGAGCGCCAGUCUGGACGCAUUAAAUAAAAACAAUAUUCCAUGGGGAUCCGUUGGAUUCCUGAUGGCCUGGAUCGAUACAAUGUCCGCUGAAGAAUUAACGCAAAAUUAUCAGCGUGUUUUAUUCCCGUUUAAUAACUCCCUUCCGAAUCAAACGGAAGCCCCGCUUUCCAUACCGGUAGUUAUUUCUUUCGUCAAAAGACUGAAAAAUCUCGAUAUGACGCCGGAAUUAUCGGAAAUGGUGGGGAAAUUGUGGAGCACCGUCUUCCGGUCGCCUCACCAAUCAAAAAUCGUCGAAAUUAUCCGGCAUUUAAUUCCUUUGUGGACUAAUAUACCGGAAGCUGUUCGAAAAAAUGUUUUCAGUAAUUUAUGCACUUUGUCGUGGAAAUCGUUGUAUAAAUUAAAAUGCUACGUUUUGCUCAAUCUCGACCGUGCCGCGUUCUCCAAACAAGUCAGAUUGCGUCCAGUCGAUUUGUUGGAAAUGAUCCCGGAUAAAUAUUUCAAAAUCCCGUUAUCGGAUUUGCUCGUACAGAUCGCCAAUGCGGAAGAUAUAGCCGAUAUUUUGGUGAAAACGACGGAUCACAAUGCGUUUUUAAUGCGGGAUGUUUUGCCGGGAUUGGCCAGGAAGGAGAAGAAUUUUAUCCCGGAUUUGUUACGGAUGUUGAAGGAGAAACGAUGUGUCGUGGGAUACGGGCCGGUGUUUUAUGCCAUCCGGGUUGCGAAGAUCCAGGUGGAUGCUGGGAUGGUGCUGCGGGAGUAUAUUUGCGGGAAUGUGGAUUUGGCGGUGUUUGCGGAUGAUACGUUGCGGGUGGAAGCGUUUGCAUUCUUCUGCGAACACGCCGAUCCGGUUAGAUUUUUCGCAAGAUUUGUUCAUUUUAUUUCCACAAAUGUCGAUCACCAGUUUUCUCGGUUUCGCGAGCCGUUUCUCCGAUCAGCACUGCAGUUCCUGCGCCGCACCGCGACGGUACUAUCCCAGAAUAAAGCCAAAUCUCCCGGAAACGACCACAGAUAUUUUGCCGAAAAAUACGAUGAAUUUCUAUCGGAUUUACUGAUAUUUGACUGCUCGCCAACUUCAUCUUAUGCAAGGCGAAGCAGCGCCCUGCAACUCGCAAAAGCGAUCCUGUCUUCCUCAUACGAACUUGCUCUUCUCACUCCCGGCUUCACAUCCACCGUGCGCCAUUCCCUCCUCCAGCAGCUCUUCUGGGAAUCCUUCCCCGACAACCAGCUCCUCAUCGUCGGCAUCCUCUCCCUCCUCCCUUCAUCCCCAUUUCCUCCCGGGGAAUUCUCCCGGGAAAAUCUAUCCCAGAUCGCCGAUCAACAAGCCGACAGUUGUGGCUCCAAUGCGGCGCGCCUCAGCGCCCACCUCGACGCGCUGCUCCACGCGGGACGUCCGGCGCCGGAGAUGGUGGAGGAGUUGCUGGGGAAACUGGAGAAAAAUGUGGAGAGGGCGGGAGAGAAGGGCGUGCAGUGGACGGCGCGGUAUGCGCCGCUGUACGGGCAGAUUGCGCGGUUACGCAGUGCGAUGGAGCGGUGGACCGGCGGAAAGGUCACGGGGGAAUGGGUGGAGAGGGCCGUGGGGGCGUGUUGGACGGUGUCGCGGCUGGUCAACGAGGUGUUUGCCGAUCAUACGCAGGAUUUAUCCAUGGAUCGCAGUGUCCUGGUUGAAGAUGAUGCGGCUCCGACGGCGCAGAUGCUGUACGUCUGCUGCUGGCGCUGCAUCCGCGAAGUGUCCCUCCUUCUAACCGAACUCCUGACUGGUCGCCUCGUUCCAUCCGCUGCGAUUUCCCGCAUUCAGGACGUGUUUUUAUGGAACAUCAGCCAACUGUUCAUGACCCGCCACACCGGGACGUUCGAGACGCUGGCGGAGCAGAUCCACAAAUUGUCUGUCCUUCUCGUGGAAAAACACGGGGAGGCCGGAAAAGCGGUGGUCGUGUCCAGUCUGGAUGAUAUCGUGGAGGAAGUGACCGGGGCGUGGUCGUCACCGCUCCAACCGGAAAAUACGCGCCGCAGCGCCGGUGUACCGCGGUUGUGGUGUAUUUUGUACAGUCCACUACGACGAACAGAAGUCGGUGAAGAAAGUUUCAACACCAGCACCGACGUCUUGUUUUCCAUUAACGGGAACACAACUUCCGCCGACGACAGCACCCGCGUCCGCUCCAUCAACAUCCUGGAGGCGGUGUUCCGCGAAAACGCGUUAAACGAAUUAAGCGAUGCCUACAUCGGACGCGGCUUCAUCGUGGCCUGUGACGCCAUGACCUCCGCCGUCUGGUCCAUCCGCAACGCCGCCGCCUGCCUCUUCACCGGUCUGAUGCAGCGGGUCUUCGGACCCGGCGUGAAGAAACCGGCGGAGGAGCUGCAGUUCCGGGAAGCCUGUUUACCAGCGGAGGAAUUCUUUGGUGAUUAUCCGGAGGUGUUUGAUUAUGCGCUGGAGGUGCUGGACGCGGGGACCGGAGUUUUCCCGGUGUUGCUGAUCUUGGCGAAGUUGUACGGGAGUGCGGAGGAUUCGGAGUAUGUGCAGCGGUUGCUGGAGCCGUUGUGGAAGGAGGUCCAGGCGAAGGAGUGGCGGGUGCGGGAGAUGGCGGCGCGUGCCAUGGUCGGGUUGUUUGGUGAAGUGUUGUGGGAGAAAUUGUUGGCGUUUGUGGAAAUGAUGAGAAGCGAAGAUUCCGGGGAAUCUGCUGGUGAUAAGGAAAAUAUGCGGCAUGGAGUGCUCCUGGUUUUGAAGGAAUUACUGGCGUCCGGUCAUCUGCUGGAAGGAAAACGCACCACUUCGUUCACGACACUAUUAGCCCCGAUGUAUCGUCUGGAUGCGGGAGCGCUUCCAACACGAUCAUUAUUACUAGAAGUAUCACGAGAAUUUGUGCGGAAAUACCGAGGACGCACGGACGAGUUCCUGGAAGAAUAUCUCGACUGGCUGCAAGCAUUAUCCCGUUCGGAGACGGGCCAUCAUCCCGGCAUUUCCGUGUACGUUGAGGCGUAUUUCGACCUGCCGCCCCGGGGUGUCACCGUGCGUUUCGCCAACGAGCACACCUAUUUCUGCAACGAGGUCGCCGAAUUUAUUGAGAAAUCCUGCAUUGUGCCGUCGCGCUCCAGAGAAUACGAUUUACGAGCGGUUUUAUGGAAUAAAUCCGCCGAUAAAGAUGGCAUAGUGCAGUGGCUUCGAUUUCUACGGAAAUCCGAAGAAAAAGGUCCGGUUUAUAUUGCGCAUCUGGUUAAUUUGGUUGUGCCGUUGCUGGAUUAUCAUUUUGAAAAAUCACUGGUGUACGUCCGCUUGUCGGAAGCGGUGCUGGAAGGGAUGGAAGGAAACGGCAGUGCGGAUGUUUUUUCGGCCGGGUUGCAGGCUGUGGCACACCUUCAACGGGAUAUGGAUUUGGGGGGAAAAUAUUGGGAGCGUUUUAUAGAUUGUGUGGAGAAGGUGGUGGAUGGUGGGAAUUCGGAGACGCGGUUGACGUGCGCCGGGAUGUUGCCGUGUUUGACGGAGAAAGUUGGGAUUGGGUUGGUUGGGCGGUAUUGGAUUAUGGUGCUGAAACUGCUGCGUGAUGACGUUAUGAAGAUUCGGACAACGAUGGCGAACCAGCUGACGACUUUCGGACUGACACCGCACCCGUGUAUACCUAACCACGCCGUACAACUCGUCAUUGACCAUCUCGUGGACUGUUCCGUGGAGAAAAACCAACUUCCCAUCAUGAUCGCCAUGCUGACGUCGGAAUACAUCAAUGACGACGACCGAAUCGUCCAGAGCGUCGACACCGAUACGACCAUCUUCGAGAACUGCGACCGGCACGAGUAUCACGAGAAUCUGCGCGUAUUCCGUCUGCUGCAUCAGUCCGUCGUGCGCGUCUCACAGAAUAUCAUGUUCAUCCCGUCUGAUGCGAAGGAAAGCGGUGUCUUGAAGUGGAUGGAUGCGGUGCGGUUGGAGAUUGACGAUUGUUUGAAGUAUUUGAGGGAAGGGUCGUUUUUGACGGAUUUCAUCGUGUAUAAUCGACUGGUCUUCCGGUUGUAUUGCUCAUUGUUGGUAAAAGAUUGUUUACAGCGCAGUGGUGUGGUGUUCGAUGGUUGGCCGGAUUUGCCGAAUAGUGAUAGGGAAGUUUUUGCUUCUGAUUUACUACUCAGCCACAUUUCUGACUGGAAGUGAUAAUUUGUUGUUCAUCAGAGUAAGCACCGACUGUUACCGUACUGUGAUGUUUUACGCCAAUAUUAAAGUC